Messenger RNA from Scaptodrosophila lebanonensis, 3869 nucleotides. It is a transcript of the gene Cdc27, whose product is annotated as cell division cycle protein 27 homolog. The transcript has 4 exons. The record is from RefSeq and is a predicted model, not a curated record. Gene Ontology annotation, molecular function: protein binding. Gene Ontology annotation, biological process: cell division. NCBI's taxonomy places the organism in Eukaryota, Metazoa, Arthropoda, Insecta, Diptera, Drosophilidae. The coding region runs from base 521 to 3352 and encodes 943 amino acids.
GCAGCUUAUUUUUAGUAGUUUAUAUAAUGGAAAUAUGGCAAAAGUUUAGUUAGAUGUUGUGCAAAUACAUAUGCGUUAUAUUUUGUGCGCGAAUCAUUAAGCAAAAACAUUAAAAAGUGUUACAAAAAGUGACGGACGGUGUGGGCUUGAGUGAAGCAGCAGGCAGAAGAAGAAGCGUCGCCAGCAGCAAGUCUUAAACAUAAGUGGUCAGAGGAGCACCCAACCAAUCGUACACCCCGUGCUCGUUACACACAUACCGUUUUACUUUUUUGCGUUUUUCUUGUAAAUUUUACCGCUUGUGUGGCGUCAGUGUCGGCUUAAAGUGCGGCAUGUUUAGAUUUGUUAUAAAUAUUGCAUGUUGAUUUGGUAAAACUUUGAACGCAGUGAGCAACCGAAACCGGAUUUGAAUCAAACUACAUACUGCAUACGGUAAAUAGGACAUCCCAAAGCUGAUCGUGGAAUUGGACAGCAGACGCAAAGAGAAGAUAGGCAAUAGCAAAAUUUCUCUCAAAAUUCAAAUAUGAUGGUACAAGAGCCUGUGCAGGCAGCCAUAUGGCAUUGUCUGAACCACUACGAUCACAAGGAUGCCAUAUUCCUGGCCGAACGCCUCUGCUGUGAAGUGGAAAACGAUGAGACGAUAUUCCUGUUAGCCACCAGCUAUUACCGUUCCAAUCUCGUGCAUCAAGCCUAUUGGCUGCUCAAGGAAAAGCCACGCCGUUCGCCUCAGUGUCGUUACUUGCUGGCCAAAUGUGCCUACGAGCUUAAAAAGUAUGCGGAUGCCGAAUGUGCGUUAAUAAGCACGGGAUUUGCAGACAAUAAGAACUUCGACGAACUGCAAAAGGAGUUUGGUGAACUGGCAUGUUUUGCCUAUGAGCUAAUUGCCCAAAUUUGUGUUCGAACAGAACGCAACAAAUUAGCUGCGAGCGCAUUGAGGCGUGCUUUAAAAUUGAAUCCCUUCAUGUGGCAUGCCUUCGCCAAUCUGUGCCUGCUGGGUCAGGACACGGAUACGUCAACAAUAUUCCAAAUCCACAGCACAGAUGUGUUCAACACUUGCCAGGGCAAUGCUAAUCCUAAUUCAAUGGUGCUGUUUGGCGGCGCGCAUUUGCUAAGCGAUCAGCAACCCCAAAACCAACAGCAGCUGCAACAGCAAACCGCACUCGAGACUCUGCUGUUGAGUAAUCUGAGCAAUAAUACGAAUUAUAUAUUGUCCACGCCAGUGGAUCAACAGCCGGCGAAUCAACAGCAGCAACAACAGCAGCAGCAAAACAAUAACAGCGGCCUAGCCAACUUGCAGAAUCUAAUAACCCCUAAUAACAACAAUAAUAACAACAAUAAUCUCAAUAGCUCAAUAACCAUGCUGAGAGGCGGUGGGGGUAUAGCCUUGCAGCAGAAUAGCCAAAACACCAAUAUGCUAAUGCUGGAAGACACGCCCAUGGCGUAUGCGCACGAUACAAGUGGCGUGACGGCAUUACCAGCUGGUCAACAACAGCAGCAGCAGCUUUAUGAUGGCGCUGGGACACCAUUCCGCAAACAAUUCAAAUAUCUGUCAAACCUCUCUCCAUUGACACCCAGCUUUGGCAUCAUGCCCCUAACUAGUCCAUGUGCUGCUGGCAAUGGUGAUGGUUCUUUCAUUGCCAACUUCAAUACGUCGGCUGUGCAGUCCAAUUUAAACAUUAGCUACUCACCGUUGCCCCAAAUGCUGGUCGAAGUCAAUCAGGAGCCCAAGAUUAUGGGUAAAAAGCUGAAAACACAUGUCGGCGGCAUUAUCAAUCGCAAGGAUACUAGCAGUAAUAAUAAACCCGCCGUUUUCACACAGACCGGCAAUAUAACUCCGCGCACGCCAAACAAUGUUGGCAAUCCGAAUACGGGGGUGGCUCCCAAUCCAAAUGCCGCUGUACGGCGAAGCUCGCGCCUGUUCAGCAAUUCAGCGUACUCGGUUAAGGAGAACAACAAAUCGCCGAAUAUAACCAACAAUAAAUUUGUACAGCCGCGUUCGCCGCCGCGAAAAACAAAGACGCGCAUGCCCAAAAUCUGUUUAAAUAAUGAGCUUAUUGAGGAGAAGUCCCAUCAUCUGACUGACAAGCUAAGUGAAAAGCAGGCGCGUAAAGAGAAAGUCGAGACAAUUACAUCGGCGACGGGUAAUAACAACAACAACAAUCGGAAUGCUGCCGAGGAUGCCAAAGUGCUUCUCAAUAAUAGCCUAAACAAUGCGCAAACGAUGGCACAUCAGUUGUUGGGCAUGAAGAAGCAAUCGGCCGAUGGAUUAAUGUCGUUGCUGCGCGAUCUUGGCGACGGCUAUAAAUUGCUAUCCACCUUUCAAUGCAAGGCGGCCAUAAAGCAGUUUGAAUCGACGAUACCAAAGCAUCAUUUGUGUUCCAGUUGGGUGCAAUCUUUGAUUGCCAUGUCCAAUUAUGAGAUGCGCGACUAUGAGGCUGCAGUUACGAUUUUCAAGCGCAUACAUGAAGCGGAGCCAUGUCGUCUGGAUUAUAUGGAAAUAUAUUCAACAUCGCUUUGGCAUUUGCAGAAGGAAGUUGAAUUAUCGGCACUGGCGCAAGAUCUAAUCAAUCAGGACAAAAGUAAUCCAGUAACGUGGUGUGUGGCCGGCAAUUGUUUCUCUUUGCACAAAGAACACGAAACGGCCAUAAAGUUCUUCAAACGUGCCGUUCAAGUGGAUGCAGAUUUUGUGUACAGCUACACCUUAUUGGGCCAUGAGCUUGCACUCACGGAAGAAUUCGACAAGGCCAUGGACUAUUUCCGUGCAGCCGUGGUGCGUGAUCCAAGGCAUUAUAAUGCUUGGUUUGGCAUUGGCACCAUCUAUUCCAAGCAGGAGAAAUACGAACUGGCUGAACUGCAUUAUGUGAAGGCGUUAAAAAUUAAUCCACAGAACUCUGUCAUACUGGUCCACAUCGGAGCCAUGCAGUUCUUUAUGCAGAAAAAGGAUUUGGCAUUGCAGACGCUCAAUACGGCGGCCACAUUGGAUCCUAAAAAUCCGCUCGCGCGCUUCCAUCGUGGCUCCAUAUACUUUUCCCUCGGAAAGUAUCAGGAGGCGUUACGCGAGCUAGAGGAACUCAAGGAGAUUGUGCCAAAGGAGUCUGUGGUGUUCUAUUUAAUUGGAAAAAUACACAAAACGCUGGGCAACAUGGAUCUGGCAUUAAUGCAUUUCAGCUGGGCCACCGAUCUGGACCCCAAAGGUGCAAAUAAUCAAAUGAAAGAUGCCUUCGAUUCAAUGGCCCAUCCCAGCUGUUGUCCGGCUAGCGAUACCGCCUUGGAUGUCGACUUCGAACCAACCUCGGAGCGCUCAGAUGACUCGACGCAAGCGCAACAGGAUGUUAGCUAUGAUAGUGACUAUUAGGCAUGUCUCGGACCCCGAUAUGUAUAUAGAUAUAUAUUUAUGCAAAUAGGAAAGAAAACUCCAGCUGCUACUCCAAUCUCGUCGUUAUCGUCGCCGCUUUCUGUAAGUUUCCAGCGGCAGCAGAGCAAACCAAUUAUGAAGCAUAAUAAAGUCUAAACAGAACUCGUAGCAUUAGUAACUUUAAGAAAAGAUCGAAACGUAAAAAAUUAUAACGGUUUAAAGAACUCUGUGCACUCUGAAUGUUUAAGGCAAAACCAAAAGAAAAAAACAAAAAAAAAAGUAUACACAAACUAAAUUAUACGAAUGCAAAUUAAAAUUAUUACUAUUAAAUUGUACAAGUUAAAUAAGUUUGAGUCGUGUUUGCACGGCAGAGCUUGACGGCGUCGAAGGCCGGCGAGGCAGCUAAAAAAAAAAACAAAAAACUGAAUCCAAACAACGGGGAUCGACGCUGUGAAGUGCUGGCCAUUAUGCGUAAUAAUAACAAAAACAAAGAAAGAGAAUAUACAAUUUAAUCAGA